This is a messenger RNA of Pneumocystis carinii B80, 458 nucleotides long. RefSeq lists its product as hypothetical. Gene Ontology annotation, biological process: mitochondrial respiratory chain complex IV assembly. The transcript is spliced from 3 exons. Gene Ontology annotation, cellular component: mitochondrial inner membrane. NCBI's taxonomy places the organism in Eukaryota, Fungi, Ascomycota, Pneumocystomycetes, Pneumocystales, Pneumocystaceae. The coding region runs from base 44 to 412 and encodes 122 amino acids. The record is from RefSeq and is a predicted model, not a curated record.
CAUUAAAAUUUAAUCAAAACUUCUCUAAUUUCCAAGAGUUAAAAUGAACUAUUUUGUACGAAAAAAAUAUAUUUCCAAUACAAGCAAACUUUCUCAAAAAAUAAUCCAACUUAAUAAAACUAUUCAUAAAUAUCCUUUUUUAUUAUUUGGUAUGCCUUUCAUAACAACAAUAUUAGGCGGUGCCUAUGUAUUAAGUAUAUCUCAGCAAUUUCGUUAUGACAGUAGAGAUCAAAAGAUAAAACAAAUUUCAGAAGAACAAGCUUUAGGCAUGAAAAAAAAUCGCCGAAAAAUAAAUAUUAAAGACGAAUACUAUAAACUUCAAAUGAACGAAAUGAUGUUAAAUGAUUGGGAACAAGUUAGAGUCGAAAGGUUUCCUGGGGAACCAGAUAAUAUAUUGUCAUCUCAAAAAUAAUAAAUUAUCUUGAUAUACUAUAAAUAACUCUAAUACAAAAAUUCAA